Molecule: messenger RNA, 1683 nt
Organism: Cryphonectria parasitica EP155
Lineage: Eukaryota; Fungi; Ascomycota; Sordariomycetes; Diaporthales; Cryphonectriaceae
Exons: 3
Coding region: 1-1683 (560 amino acids)
Biological process (GO): amino acid transmembrane transport
Cellular component (GO): membrane
Molecular function (GO): amino acid transmembrane transporter activity
Source: RefSeq, a predicted model, not a curated record
AUGGCCAGCCUGAAGGAGCUGGACGACGGGGCCAACGCCACAGCGAACCACGAAAAGGGGCGGCCCAGCAGCUAUGACGAGACAGAGGGCAGCAUCGAGGUCAGAGGCAAUGCAGACGCCCUCCAGCGGCAUCUCGGCAACCGGCAGAUCCAGAUGAUCGCCAUCGGAGGUUCCAUCGGCACCGCCCUCUUCGUCAGUAUCGGCAAUGGUCUGCUCGACGGCGGGCCAGGGUCGCUGCUGAUCGCCUAUGCCCUCUACUGUGGCCUGUUGGCCCUGGUGAACAACUGCAUGGCAGAGAUGGCCGUGUUCAUGCCCAUCUCUGGCUCCUUCAUCCGCUUCGCUGGCAAGUGGGUGGACGAGGCCUUUGGCUUCAUGAGCGGCUGGAACUUCUACCUCUACGAGGCAGCCAUGAUCCCCUUUGAGAUCUCUGCCAUCAACCUGAUCCUGACCUUCUGGCGCGAUGACAUUCCUGUUGCCGCCGUCUGUGCAGCCUGUGUCGUGCUCUACGCUGCCAUUAACGUCUUUGCCGUCAAGUACUAUGGAGAGGCCGAGUUCUGGCUGUCGACAGGGAAAUUCCUCCUCAUUGUCAUUGUUUUUUGCUUCACCUUCAUCACCAUGGUGGGAGGCAACCCGCACCACGACGCAUAUGGCUUCACCUACUGGCAGAACCCAGGCUCCUUUGCCGAGUACAUCCACACCGGAACCCUGGGCCGGUUCCAAGGCUUCCUGGGCGCCCUCUGGUCGGCAGCCUUCACCAUCGUCGGGCCCGAGUACCUCGCCAUAGUAGCCGGCGAGGCAGAGCGGCCCCGGACCUAUCUCAAGCAGGCCUUCAAGACGGUCUACUGGCGCUUCGGCUUCUUCUUCAUCGGCGGCGCCCUGUGCGUGGGCAUCGUCCUCCCCUACAACAACCCGACCCUCAUCGCCAACAACAGCUCGGGCACCGCGGCCGGCAGCCCCUACGUGAUCGCCAUGCAGAACCUGGGCAUCGGCGUCCUCCCGCACAUCACCAACGCCCUCAUGGUCACCAGCAUCUUCUCGGCCGGCAACGCCUACACGUACUGCGCCACGCGCUCGCUGUACGGCCUCGCCCUCGAGGGCCAGGCCCCCAAGAUCUUUGCAAAGUGCACCCGCUCCGGCAUCCCCGUCUACGCCUUCGCCGUCACCAUGCUGUUUCCCCUGCUGUCCUUCCUCGACGUCUCGAGCGGCACCAGCCAGGCCCUCACCUGGUUCGCCAACCUGACCGAGGCCGCGCAGCUGAUUGACUACAUGAUCAUGUGUCUGACGUACAUCUUCUUCUACCGCGCCUUGAAGGCACAGGGCAUCGACCGCGACACCCUGCCGUACAAGGGCUGGUUCCAGCCCUACAGCGCCUGGAUCGGCCUCGUCGGCGAGACGGUGGUCUUGGGCUGUUAUGGCUACGAGACGUUCCUCCCUGGAGAGUGGGACCUGGGCACCUUCUUCAGCUACUACACCAUGGUCUUUGUGGCGGUUGUGACGUAUACCGUGUGGAAGAUUCUGAAGCGGACCAAGGUGGUUAAACCGGAGGAGGCGGAUCUGGUGUGGGAUAGGCCUGUUAUUGAUGCGUAUGAGGAGAGUCUGGCGACGAAGCCGGUUGGGUUCUGGACGGAUGUGGCCAUGAUGUUUAGGUGGAGGAAGUGGAAGAGGCAUGAGGAUGAGGAUUGA